AAGUGGCGGUUGAUGUUAAACGUUGUUGUUUAUAUUAUUUUUGUAAUUCAAAUAAUAUUAUUGGAUUUAUUUCUAGCUUAAUAUGUUAAUUUUUCGAUGUGGGCUAGUGGUUUUCAUCGCAACAUAUAUUUAUUCAAUUUCGUUAAAGUAUAAUAAAGAAACAUUUUUUUUGAAUUCUGGACUUGUAUUCUUGUAUAGUGUCAGUGGAAUAUUAGCUGGGAAAAUCAUCUACGACAGAUACCAGCAAAUCCACAUACUAGGUUCACUAACCCAAAACCCAAAUGUGACUUCCUUCGCCAACCGGAUCGCUUCCUUCUCAGCCUCUCUCUUAUCAUUGGGCUUCCUGGUUUACAUUAUAUUAUUGUCAUUUAAGGUAAAUGAACAUUGUCUGAGAGCAGUUAAUAUUUUUAUAUGCGGAUUUGGUAGUUUAUACCUAUGGGUGCAGUGCAUCCUCACGAGAUAUAUCUGUACAUUGUUCUACGACAAGCGGUUGUCGGUGCUGAGACAAUGUCUGGCGAACGUGAGCUUCCCCGUACUUACCGUUAUGGCCACUUUCGGCACGGUGUCUUCGAUUUUACCUGAAGAUUCUUCCAAUGGAAUGUACGUGUGUCGAAUCGCCAUUACGUUAAGUAGCUACAUUCUGACGGCAAUAUUCAUUGUAUUCAUAUUGUCCUUCAAGAAGGACUACGAGUAUUUUGCUGAGGGCCUCCGAUCAGAAAUGCUGCUGGACGACGCGUGUUCCCUGAGCGCGUCGCUCUCAGACGUGGACAGCAGCAUAUUCGGGACACAGGACAUGCUCUCCAGUGCGCUACUAAUAAAAGGGAGCAUCGGCCACGGUAAAGUGUCCUGACCUGAGGCCGUGCCCGUCUCGGGCACGGUCACACCAGGCAAGAACUACGGUAGCCUGGGCCAGACGGAUUCGAACAGGGACACGGGACACAUCUCAUCCGACUCGUCCUCAGGUGAGG
This is a messenger RNA of Aricia agestis (brown argus), 968 nucleotides long. RefSeq lists its product as uncharacterized. Bases 83 to 850 code for a protein of 255 amino acids. The record is from RefSeq and is a predicted model, not a curated record. Lineage: Eukaryota; Metazoa; Arthropoda; Insecta; Lepidoptera; Lycaenidae. The transcript is spliced from 7 exons.